This is a messenger RNA of Thrips palmi, 4670 nucleotides long. RefSeq names its product broad-complex core protein. Gene Ontology annotation, cellular component: nucleus. The coding region runs from base 189 to 2084 and encodes 631 amino acids. Gene Ontology annotation, molecular function: protein binding. The record is from RefSeq and is a predicted model, not a curated record. Gene Ontology annotation, biological process: regulation of transcription by RNA polymerase II. Lineage: Eukaryota; Metazoa; Arthropoda; Insecta; Thysanoptera; Thripidae. The transcript has 8 exons.
CUCGGAAGCACCAUCGCCAUCUUGCAGGCACGCCGAGCGUCGUUGGCGUCACCAAGCUCUUGUCCUAAGAUGAGUGAAUUGAGAGGAAGAAAUAUUUGAGGGUCUGGCGCGCUAUUUAUGGCUUAAAGCUGUUGCCGCUGCAUUCACAACUUUAAGGACAGUGAUAGUAGUCAUUAAAGGUACCGAAGAUGUUAGGAUCUCAGCAAUUUUGUGUACGUUGGAACAGUUACCAAACUAACUUACAGGAUGUAUUUCCUAAGCUUCUCAAUAGUGAACAUUUUGUUGAUGUCACUUUAGCAUGUGAAGCUCAAAUGAUAAAAUGUCACAAGGUGGUACUGUCGGCUUGCAGUACGUAUUUUGAACAGUUACUUGUUCAGAACCCAUGUCAACAUCCAAUUAUUUUUAUGAAGGAUAUGAAGCAUUGGGAGGUACAAGCAUUAGUCGAUUUUAUGUACAAAGGAGAAGUGAAUGUAUCUCAAGAUGAAAUUUCAACUCUCCUAAAGGCUGCUGAAGCCUUGCAAAUUAGAGGAUUAUGUGGGGCUGACAGACAACAAGACAGUAAUGCAGUCAGUUUACCUCCAGAAACCACAGUUUCAGACAGUGGUGGGAGAGAAACUCCUCCAGCCAAACGAAGAAAAUUUCCUGAUCAGCAGCAGGACCGCUCUGAGCGGCAAGAACGCCAAGAACGUAAAGAGAAGCAACAAUCCAAUGCACCAACUCCUAAAUCAGCCAACACAACUCAGAACCCCCUAGGAACAUCUACACCAACCUCAUCAAAUAAUGAUUUAGCUUCAGUCUUAGGGGUGUCUGGUCCUAUCAUAGCAUCUGUUACAUCAGCACCACUGAGAGAUACAGAACGCAACAGUAGUUUAAAGGAACCUCGUCCUGAGGAAACUGCAGACAGAUCGAACAUUAAACGUGAAAAUAUUGACCAAGAAGAUUCAUACUUCGACAAUGAUGGGGACUACGACUCAUUUGACAUUCAGGAUGAUUCAAACAGCAUGAACCCUGAUAUAUCCAUGCCAACUUCACCUUUAGACCAGGCAGGACCAUCCGGUGUGCAAGAAUCCAAGCCAACAGCAGCUUGGCAACACUUGGAAUAUCUCCUGGGCUCAACUGCUCGGAGAGGACGUCCUAAACGAGAUGAUCCAAGCUUGAAAGCGGCUGCUCAUCUGGUCAUAGAUCGAAGUUACACUCUGAGACAGGCUGCUCUUCAAUUCCAAAUUCCACCAACCACCUUGAGAAACUAUAUGAAGCGAACUGGAAUGCUGCGUUUGCCUCUUAAGAGGGGGCGGCCUGUUUCAUCUGGAUCAUCGUAUCAUUUCUACUCUGAACCAUUCAGAAUGCCUGGAAAUUUCAUGAACCCCUCAUCAUUUCCCCGACCAAAUCCACCACAGUACUCUGUGCACCAACAACAGCAGUAUCAACAACAGUAUCAACAGCAGCAACAGCAGCAACAUCAGCAGCAGCAGCAACAACAGCAGCAACAGCUUCAACACCAGCAGCAGCAGCAGAUGCAGCAGAUGCAGCAACAUGCUUCUCAUCACCAUUUACAACAGGGUCAUCUUCAGCAGCAGCAGCAGUUUCAGCUUCAGAACCCUCAGUCUUCUCAGCACCAUGCUCAGCAGAGCAGCCACUCUGUUUCUCAGCAGCAAUACGGUUUUAACAAUGAAUUUAGUGCUGGCUUCGGUAGUGAGUUUGGAAGUGAGUUUUGUGAUAUUCAAGAGUUGAGGCCUCCAAAAGUUGAAGCCUCCAGAACACCCCCUGUUGAAAUAGAUUUAGAUUCUGAACCUGACCAGGAAGCUCUUAGUAGUAGAAAGAUAAGUGAGAAGAGUGAUACACAGCCUGCCAAUGAUGAGGGAGAUGUAGAAGAUGAGGAUGAAGAAGUGGAGGAGGAAGAUGAGGAGGAAGAAGAAGAAGCAGUAAGUGGUGUUGGUGUGAGUGCUAAAAGCAGUGGUGAGGAUGUUACCGGAGUAGCGACAGAAAUGGAUGAUGAGUCGGAUUCAGAGAGUGCUUCGGACGAAUCAGAUGUAGAACAAACAGAACAAAGUAUUCACCCGAAUAGUAAAUUUAAUAUUACAUAAACACAUGUACUUAAUUUUUAGUAGUUAUUGAUGGUGGAAUGGUUGUGGAAUUUAUUUUCUAAUGAAUGACUGAUUGUUUUGCUUGAACUGAAUUAAAUAUUAAGGUUUAGCUUAAUCAGUUUGUGGUGCCUUGUAGGAGAAUGGCAAGUCUUAUUUAAAUUAGUAGGGAAGGAAGUCAUUCCACCAAAGUUCUGCAAACUGAAAUGAACCUUAGUAUGUGUGUAUUUUUGGUUCACUCCCUGCAUCUUACAGAAUACAAUUUGAAUCAAUUUUUCUUGAUUUAUCAUUUUACUGUCAGACAAUUCUGCCAUUUUUCAGCCGUAUCGGUUUCUAAGCUUAACAUAUCCUUGCUCAAUAGGUCCAAAGAAAUCUGUGUGUAAAAUAAAAAGAAACUUCACUUAUACUAUUCAUAUUUUUUUUUCCUUAAAAUGUGGAAUAAAUUUCAACAGCUUCAAGUUUUUUCUUAUGUACCUAAAACUGCUAUAUUAAAUUGUAUUGACCCCUAGAAUUGCUACUAUCUUAUUGUCUUUAGGACAGUACUUACUACACGUUAUGCACUUGUGUAAGAUUUACAACUUGGGCUAUUCACCUUGUACAUAAAUAAGCUUUAACCAUGGUAUUUACUCUUAAUCAUUUUUGUAGCCUUUGCUGUUGUAUUUGUGAGUUGACUCAAAAUGAGUAGUAGUCAUAUUAAAGUUAUUGUGGAGAUUUUCUCUUGUACUUAUUAUUAUUUUGUCGUGAUCACAUUGUGGUUAUAUUGUAGACUAGACUGGCAAAUGUGAUAACUAACUCAGCUUUUGUUCCUUUAAAAAAAUAAAAAAUAUUUUGCUGUUGAUUUUGCCCUGUUGCAUCACAUCUAUAACAACUUCUUCCAAACAAUUAUUUGGAAGUUAUUGGUAUCAUGUAUUGUUAGUGAUCUCGUUAUCUCAGUUGCUUUGUGCCCUGGAAAAAAUAAUGUACGUGUAUGCUCAGGAUCCAGCACAAAGACUGUGACUUGGCCACACGGAUCCACACUAAAACUACGAUGUCAAAUAGAAAUACUGUGCAUGCAAUACGCAUGCGCAAAUCUCCCUACAAAUAUCCAAAACUUUCAGUACUGAUGGAGACAGUUAACAGUGUAUUAUGUCAAAUCUUGAUUCAUUAGAUUCAGAUUUCUUAUGCCAAAGAUUUCUCUUUGUUCUGUUAUGAAGAGGUCCCAGAAGUUGAUGUAGGAUAUGUGAUUCUUAGAAUUUAGUUCAGCUACUGCAUCACAUAAGAUCUGUGUUUUCAUUUCUUUCUGUCAACUUAAUUUCUUUCCUCAAUAUUUCAUUGGAGAUUAAAAUUCAGUUGCAUUGCAUACCAACUUUAUGUGUGUUGGUUGUUGGCUAAAACUUUUUACAUUUAGAUCAGCUCACAUUUCUUUGUGCCUUGUGUUAGCCUUGUGGAACAAAGAGAGAGUGAAUGGUUGUUAACUGUAUAGUGUAUUAUGGUCUUGUAACAUAAUUUUGCAAUCAUUUCUUCUCAUUCUAACUAAAGCUACUAUAUUUUAUACAUUAUUUUAAAAGUUUUUGAGGCAAUAUAUCUGGUAAUUGUUGUACAGAGAGCUGCUGACCUCUUGCAGGGCACACUGUGAUUUUUAGCAAUAUUUUUAAUGAAUGCUAACAUCUGAUUUAAUUUUGUCUGUGAAUUAGAUCUUAUUAGCUUCUACUGAAUUUGCAUAUUGUAGAAGAGAGACACUGUUGUAGUCAAAUGCUUGUUUUCAAUCAACUUUUGUAGCUCUUGCUUUCCACUUUAUGCAAUCAGUGUAGGAACAAAUUUGAAUUCUGUACAGUAAUCUAAAUAGUUUAGCCAUUAAACCGAUACUCCUUAAUUACUUCUGUCAAAGACAGAGAAACAAUAAGCGACAUAUUCAAAUGAAUCCUUACCUGGCAAACUCAUUUCAUGAACUUUUAGUUUGGAGGGUUUGUCAUGAAGACUGAUUUCUAGUUUUGACUGAUGCAAGUUCUUACUGCUUACCAUAUUUUCUUUGUAUUAAAUGUACAUAUUUAAAUGUAAAUAACUAAACUGUGAAGAUGUAAGUACUUGUAUGUGAUCAUUUACUAUCUGUCAAGCUAGUGCAAUGUUUAGAGGUUGCUUCCGUUUGUAAAUAUCCACUCCACAUCUACCUUUCACAUUUGUCUAAAGAAUGUGUGACCGCCUACAUUUUCAGCCUAACUGAUUUUUUAAAAAAAUCCUUUCAAAGAAUCUAUUUUAGCAAAUAUAAAAAUAUAUGCGCCAUGAUUAAAGUCAGCCUGUGUUAUUAAUGUCAAGCCAGUAUUUUUCUCAAAUAGACCAGGCCUCGAUACAAGUGCCAUUAUUUGACCCUGAACAUUACGUUCAGAGAAUGAGUUUGUUAGCAGCAACUGGGCUUACUGAGGGUCCUAGAUGGGAAAGUUACGUCUAGUAUUCUAGCCCUAUCCUGUGUAAUUUUCAGCUAUGGUCUAUUAUUGUGAAUUAUUUGAAUUGUAAAAUUUGUGUUAUGAGGACAAAGCACCAAACUGAUAAGGGAGACAUAGUUCUCCACUAUUGGUUCCCCUCUCAGAAAUAAAUGUUUAUCAUUAUUGCAUA